Messenger RNA from Podospora anserina S mat+, 777 nucleotides. RefSeq lists its product as uncharacterized. Gene Ontology annotation, biological process: sterol metabolic process. Bases 1 to 777 code for a protein of 258 amino acids. The transcript has 3 exons. Gene Ontology annotation, cellular component: membrane; endoplasmic reticulum. The record is from RefSeq and is a predicted model, not a curated record. Gene Ontology annotation, molecular function: cholestenol delta-isomerase activity. Lineage: Eukaryota; Fungi; Ascomycota; Sordariomycetes; Sordariales; Podosporaceae.
AUGGACUUCUCGACACACUCGUCGCCCUCGGGCGCCGAAGCCCUUACCUUUAUAGAAAUGAUCGACCAGACGACCAUCAUCUCGCUGCUCUCGACACUCGCGAUCCUGUUCACGGCGCUGGGGAUUUCGAAACUGGUAUUGGACAAGCACACUCCGGGGAGGCUGAGGUUCCUGUUUGUCUGGCAUGCGUUUGACGCGCUGAUCCACUUCAUACUGGAGGGGAGUUUUGUGUGGCACUGCCUGUUCAGCAGCACGUCGGUGAGGGAGGUGAAGGGGGAUUACUUCCCGACGCCGUAUUAUUAUUUGGGGCGGGACCAAAAGGGACGGGUUUGGGGCUCGCAGGCGGCUGUUGGGCAGGAGGGGUUUUUGGGUGCUAUGGCGCAGUUGUGGAUGGUGUAUGCCAAGGCUGAUCGGAGGUGGGCGGGGGUUGAUUUGGCGACAAUGAGUAUUGAGAUUAUUACGGUUGUUUUUGGGGGUGUGAUGGCGGUGUUGGUUUGUUGGGAUUUGGCGAGGAAGAAUGUGGCUAGGGGGAACUUGGCUAUGAUCAUUCUUGCGACGGCCGAGUUGUAUGGUGGGUAUAUGACUUUUAUGCCGGAAUGGUUGAGCGGGAGCGCCAACUUGGAUACGAGCAACUUUAUGUACAAGUGGAUUUUCUUGGCCUUUUUCAAUGGCCUUUGGGUGGUUAUCCCUCUGUAUGCCAUCUACGUGGCUGGAGCGGACAUUUACGACGCUAUCUGGGUCAGGUCUAUUGUUGAGGAGCAGAAGAAGGACGAGUAA